Molecule: messenger RNA, 3034 nt
Organism: Moneuplotes crassus
Lineage: Eukaryota; Ciliophora; Spirotrichea; Euplotida; Euplotidae
Source: the annotation of a GenBank genome assembly
AAAAAUUUAAAGUUGAAAUGGAUCCAGGUGAGUGGGACAAAUACAAUAGCUCUAAAGGCUUUGCCAAUAAGGAAUUAGACCAACUUGAUGAGCUAGACCCGAUGAUGCCAUUUGCACAGAAAAAUAUUAUUAAAAAUAUUAUCUCUGGAGCAAGGGCAACCCUUAACGAACCAACAAGGCCGGAGACACCGGCAGACGGGCCAAGAUAUCUGUUCGAGGGGUCUGAUUAUAAGGAAAGGCCAGGCUCUGCUUAUAAAGUAGGUGAUGUGGUUGAUAAUGCCAUUGAUAAUUUCACAAGAUCAUCUACUUCAGAGUCCCAUGCAAGGUUAAAUCUCAACCAAAGACCUUCUUCGAAGGGAAGAAAGAAUCCUAUUUUAGAACCGAUUGUUAGGAAAUAACGCUUCUGGGAAAAAGACUAAGCUGGCUAUAAAGAAACCUCUUCCUGGGGAAGGGAAGAAGCUGAAACCUUUGAAGACAUUCAACAAAGGACAGCCUAUCAAGAUUAUGAAGCCUAACACGAUUCAGCCAACCUCUCAGGAAAAGAGACAGGAGGGUCUCAACAUCGGAGACUGAGAAAUUGGGGAAACCAAUCUCAAGAACAACCAAGAUGACGCAUUGAAGCAACAAGAGGAGUUCAUGAAAAUCAUGCAGCAGGCCAAGCAGGAUUACGAAAUUUAUAUCGAUGACCCUGAGGAAGAUGAUAUGGAGAAGGAGUUCCUUCAAAGUAUGAGUAAUGAACUCCAAUCUACUGCUCAAUAUGAACAGACUGAUCAGUAUACAGCUGCUCUGACAAAGCUAGAGGAAAUCAAGAAGAACCAAAAUGACCUUGAAGAGGUUAAAAAGCCUACUUCCAAUGACAAUGAUGAUUUCGGUCAGUUAGAUGACUACCUAGAAGAACAAAUCACUAAUGAAUACCAGCAUUUGAUGGAUGAGGACAACCUGGAUUCUAAUCAACCUGAGUCAAGAUUUAGAGAGAAGUAUGACAAUCUUAUUCAAAACUUUUCGGAGGCAAUCAAGAAUCGACAAAAUCUUCCAUUAAUUGAAAUUUCAAAUAUCACAGAUAAGAUCUGGGAUCUCGUUGAUGAAUGGAGAGACCAUGAUCUCACACAGACAAAGGAGUGAUACAAAGAGACGCUUAUUAAAGGAGUGCUUGCUUUGAUCGACAACGUAAAUCCCAAGGCUGUUUUAAGACUUUGCAGAUGCUGAAUUCAUAUCAUAAACUCAAUUUUUAACGAAAAGCUAAGACUAUCCAAAGAAGAGAGACUGGAGGAUAUAGAAUUUAUAAAAAUAUUCAACUCUUUAAAGUCAACUGUCCAGAUCCUCUUCAAGUUUUCUAAGGAUGAUAAGAAUGAUAAUCUAUACGAACAAGAGAAGGUCUACGAUACGCUUAUCAACGUCCUUGUGACUUAUUACAUUGAAGGAUCAUCUAUUCUAGAUCAGCUGAUUACAAAGAUACUUAAGAGAUCAGAAGGCAAGAAUGUUGAAAUCAAGAAUACCGAUGCGAUAUUCGACAUGUUGAUUUACAUCGUCGGACUUCUAAAAAACUCUUCUAUGAGCAAGGAGAACCAGAAUAUCCUUCACAAUAAGAAUGCGCUUAAAAUUUUGAGUACUUUGUGUAAGACAGUCCUGAACGAAGAGGAUAACAAGAAUACCAAAAUACCACAACUGUUGGUACAAAUAACAGGGUGUUAUAGGAAUCUAGCCAUGGAACGUCAGCAAGUAGAGUUAUUCAUCCAAGAAGGAGCCCUGGUUGCCCUUUCACAAAUGAUAAGCAGUUUCAAAACACAUAAGGAAUUAGUGCUUAACAUUGUGAGGACUUUAUCAAAGAUCUCCCUUAGCUAUGAAGCCUUAGAUGUCAUGAAAUUAUUAGGUGAUGAUUUCAUACUUACACUAAACGAGAUCAUGAUCAGUAAUGCUGAAAGUAAUUCGAUUCUUGUCAGAUCUGCAUUCAUUCAAGGCAAUCUCACCACUGUGUAUACUGAAAGUCGUCAGGCUCUUCUCAAAGAUGGAAAAAUCUUUGUAAAUCUGCUCGAUUUGUCCCACAAAUUGUUUGACAAGGAUAAAAAUAAAGACAAAACUAAAGAGAAGAAGGCUAAAUCUUCAAAGAAAGGAGACUUUAAUAGGGAUGCUUCUGAAGACGCACUCACAAAAGUCAUUAGAUUGGUCGCUAAUCUCUUAACAGAACCUCAGUGCAAGAAACUGAUCGAGAUCAAUAAGAAAAGAGUUGAUCUGUUCUUUAGAAACUGAAUAAAGUCUUUACAAGGGAAAACCCUUGAUAAGAGCGAAGAGUGCAUCCUUAAUGUAGUAGCCUGAUUCACUAACUUCCUUUUCUAUGAUUCAGGAGAAUUCUCCAUCUUCACAGACGAAAGAGCUGAAAUGCUCAGACAGCACUGUAUAAAAUGAGUUGGACUCUACUUGUUUAAUUCAGAUAACGAUGAGCUUAAGGUUGAAACUAUGAGGGUUCUGUGUAAUCUUUCAAGAAAUAAGGAAUGAUGUAAACUGAUCUCAGAGUCCGAUACCCUUCUGAAGAACCUUGUCCAAUCACUUGAGAGUGAGAUCAGAGAUCUGAUAUUCUAUGACAUUGGGCUGCUAAUUAACAUUGCUCUGAAUCCUGUGGGGAGGAAGAAAAUAACGAAAAUGUGAUUGCCAACCCUCAUUGACAAAUUAAGAGAUUCCAACAUUGAAGACAUGGAUCUUUCGAAAGUCAUUUGUAAAACUCUUGUCAGCUUCUGAGAAGAAAGAUUCUUCUGGAAAAACGAUAACAUUGAAGCUACCAAUGAGAUUUGCUCUGAGAUUGGAGAAGAGCUUGAUUCCAUCAUGGAUGUGGCCAACGAAAGUGAAAAGCAGAUCCUUCUGGAGUUGAGAUAUUGAAUCAACCAGGUUAUCAAUAGCAUCCCUGAGAUCACACUUGAUUGCCCAUUUGACAACUGAGGAAGAAAAUUCAAAAAUCAGGAAGAAUUAGAUGGUCAUGUGCAGAGAAAGCAUCAAUCUUAGAUUUCUUUGGAGUAAGAUUUGAAGAAUUGGCAGAAUUUCA